Periophthalmus magnuspinnatus is the source of this 2768-nucleotide messenger RNA. It is a transcript of the gene wnt10b, whose product is annotated as wingless-type MMTV integration site family, member 10b. Gene Ontology annotation, cellular component: extracellular region. Gene Ontology annotation, biological process: neuron differentiation; cell fate commitment; canonical Wnt signaling pathway. The coding region runs from base 129 to 1412 and encodes 427 amino acids. The transcript has 4 exons. Gene Ontology annotation, molecular function: cytokine activity; frizzled binding. The record is from RefSeq and is a predicted model, not a curated record. NCBI's taxonomy places the organism in Eukaryota, Metazoa, Chordata, Actinopteri, Gobiiformes, Gobiidae.
UCUCUCGUUUGGCGGUGAAUCGAUAAUACUUUACCCUUCUUCAGUUCUUAAAUUCCAGUUAUUUGCUGUUAUUAACAGGAUUGGGGAACAAGUGUUUUAAUGUCACGUCGCGAAAGAAUUCUAACAAAAUGGAGCUUUCAAACAAACUCCGUUGGGAGCAACUCCUGAUUUUGGCAGCAGCGCUUAUGUCACCUGCGGUAAAGGUGCUGUGCAAUGAUAUCCUCAGCCUGAAGGUGGCAGGAGACCCAGUGCUCACCCCUAACUCUGUUUGUCUGAGGCUGCCAGGCCUCAGUAAGAGGCAGAUGAGAAUGUGUGUCCGCAGUCCUGAUGUCACAGCCUCUGCCCUGCAGGGCAUUCAGGUGGCUCUACAUGAAUGCCAGCAUCAGCUCCGGGAUCAGCGCUGGAACUGUUCAACACUGGAGGGUCAGGACAAGCUGCCCCACCACAACAUCAUCCUCAACAGGGGUUUCCGUGAGAGCGCCUUCUCACUGGCUCUGCUGGCAGCGGGUGUGGCCCACUCUGUGGCCACUGCAUGUAGUAUGGGUAAACUGCGGGGCUGUGGCUGUGAGGCCAAGCGCAGAAUCGACGAUGACAAGAUUCGUCUAAAACUUUCUCAGCUGCAGCUGCAGACGCUGCAGAAAGGCGGGGUGGGCAGGCCCCGCGUGCUUCCUGCUGAGAUGACCGGUUUCCAUGGCAACCUACCUGCUCACCUUCACACUACUCAUCCCUCCAUUAUCCUCAAGACUUUACCCAAUGAGCUGAGCUCUAUGCAGGAGACUUGGGAAUGGGGCGGCUGUAGUCAUGAUGUCCGCUUUGGGGACCGUUUCGCCAGGGACUGGCUUGACACUCGAGGUUCUCCAAGAGAUAUCCAUGCCCGGAUGAGAAUGCACAACAACAAAGUUGGGCGACAGAUAGUGACUGACAACAUGAAGAGGAAAUGCAAAUGUCAUGGAACAUCAGGGAGCUGUCAGUUCAAAACCUGUUGGCAUGUGUCACCAGAGUUUCGGCUUGUCGGUUCUAUACUCAAGGAGAAAUUUCUAUCGGCCAUUUUUGUCAACUCUCAGAACAAGAACAAUGGUGUUUUUAACCCACGAUCUGGGAAUAGUGCAAGAGGAAGCACUGGAGGAUUUAAGGGAGGUCGCCGCCGUACAAUGUCCAGAGAACUCGUGUACUUUGAGAAGUCUCCAGAUUUUUGUGAAUACGAUCCAUCCAUCGACUCUUUGGGUACACAGGGUCGCACCUGCAACAAGACCAGCUACAACACAGACAGCUGCAGCUCAUUGUGUUGUGGCCGGGGACACAACAUCUUAAAGCAGACUCGAAAUGAACGCUGUAAUUGCAGAUUCCACUGGUGCUGCUACGUGUUAUGUGAUGAGUGUCGUCUCACGGAGUGGGUCAACGUGUGCAAGUAGAGAGGAGUUGUGAUACUGCAUCGGUUUUUCCACUUGUGUAACCUUCCUGGUGACUGUUUAUUCCCCAGAUCCUCUUUUUUGCUCCAUCAUCUGGGAUCUAUUUUCUCUUUAGCCUCUGUUAUUCUCAGAAUGCCAAGUCAGAGAAUGAAUAGGUGACUCAUGUCACUUGCCUCGCAUUUGUGUUUAGACGCUGCUCUAUCAGGCCUGGGUAACCCCUGUGUCACUCAAGCUGUUUGUGUAAAUGUGUACAGUACUUUUUCAUGCACUAGUGUAUUUAUGUAAAUCUACAUUCACUUUUUUCUGAGUUGUUAACCUUACAGUAUCCAUGUUUGGUGAUAUGUUUUCACGAUUGAGAAGUGUACAGUAUAUUUUUUUUUAUAGCUGUGAAAUGCCAUUGUUUAUUUUUGUAUCUAAAUGUUAAAACAAAAUUGAACUACCAACACCAUGUAUUUCACAAUGCAUUUCUUUGCAUCAAUAUGUAGAUAUUGCUGUUUAAAAUUAGACGCAAUUCAUGGGUGGUUGUAUUGAAAAUUCAGGGAUACUUUAAAUGUAUCCCACAUGCAAUGUAGGGAUGUUAAAUUGGCUAAUGGACCGAUUCUGAAGAAAUGCUGCUGAGUGUUCUGUAGCAGUCUCAAUGGGGUGUAAGCGCUACGCUCUGUUUUAGGAGGUGCAAGGCUUUUUUACGACCACUUUAUGCAGAUAGAAGAACGUUUUAAGACUUUUAUUUUUGGAGUGCAUUAAGUGACAGGGAGAGGGAGUUUUGAGGGGUCUACCAGUCUUUGCUAGUGUGAUCAUCCAAGGGGAUCAUCUGUCCUGGGUUCAUAUCCAAGGACUGGAAAACCAAGUCUGUCUGAGAUUUUAAUGAUGCGAGUGUCAAAGAUAUACAUUGUGCAAAUGGCAUAUCAACUGUAAAUCAUUUGACUGCAGUUUAGAUAAGAGAUAAAUAAGAAUGUGGUCUGUGAUUAAUCAGUGCAUUCCAUUUCAAUAAAAAAAAAAAAAUUGAUCAAAUAAAACAUUACAGAAAAGCAAUUGCAAUUCACUAAUGUGUAAAUGUUAGUGAAAACAUGUGACAUUGGCUGACUUAUUAAAACCAUGCAUGCAAGUAGCAGAUUCCUGGUAGUAAAAGUGCACUUGUGUUUAUUAUGCUGCAGAUGUAGUUUUCAGAUGUCAGCACCUGAAGGAUUUACUGUACUACUGCAAUGUUGAGAAGAUUCAGUCUGUCUCCUCUGUUUUGUAUGGAGAUGGUUAUCUGCAGUGGGACAUUCCCUUAUUGCCAGAAUGUGAAUGUGCUAUAAAAUGUUGUGACACUGGUCAAACUAUGAUGGGUGUACAGUGGAGCAAUAAACUGAUAUAAAU